Molecule: messenger RNA, 1581 nt
Organism: Wallemia mellicola CBS 633.66
Lineage: Eukaryota; Fungi; Basidiomycota; Wallemiomycetes; Wallemiales; Wallemiaceae
Product: Metallo-dependent phosphatase
Exons: 4
Coding region: 19-1479 (486 amino acids)
Molecular function (GO): acid phosphatase activity; metal ion binding
Source: RefSeq, a predicted model, not a curated record
CCGUUGUUAAAAACAACGAUGUUUUUACCUUUAUUUAGCUUAUUAGGCGCUACAGCAGCUAGCUCACUCACGUAUCAGCAGCGUUUAGCCUAUGCUGGCGAUGACGGUGUGAACAUUGCGUUCAAUACCAAAGGAAACAAUACAUUACAUAGUACACCAACGGUGUUUUAUGGCACAUCAAAGGAUGAUUUAACUAUGCAAGCACAAGGGCUUAGCUCAAUCUACCAGACUUCUCUCUCAACGACACACAAAGUCAAGCUGAGAAAUCUCAACCCAGAUACACGCUACUUCUACCAAACCUGCUUAGAUAUCAACAAUGAAUGCCCUCGUUCUGAUGUUCUCUCAUUUAAGACUACAGUUCCAGCAGGUGACCAACGUGAAUUCAAAUUCGCCGUUUUGGGUGAUAUGGGUGUUAUGGGACCUUUAGGGUUAUCAACAGAGGCUCCAUCAAAAGUAGAAGACUACGCUAGGUUAGACGAAGGAGAACGCUCAACUAUGAAAGCGCUUAUCGACAACAAGGAUAAGUACCAAUUUAUAGUCCAUAAUGGUGAUCACGCCUAUGCGGAUGAUGCAGGAAAGGAAAUCACUGCUGGAUACAUCGAAGACAUCCCAGAUGAACCACUUCUUCAGCAAAUGAGCCAAACUUAUGAGUUAAUCUUGGAGACUUACUUUAAUCAAACUUCACAAUUUGCCAGUAGUACCCCAUACAUGGUUGGAGUGGGUAACCAUGAGCAAUUACUUACUGAAGGCAAAGAAUACACCGAUCCAGAGACUGGUGAGAAGAUCUUGAUCGAUGAUAUACCAAAAGGACAAAGAAAUUUCGCAUUUUACAAAGAUCGUUAUUUCAUGCCUGGUGACGAGAGCGGUGGAUUGGACAACUUCUGGUGGAGUAUUGAAACUGGUCCACUUAAGUACAUCCAAAUCAACACCGAAACAGAUUUAGGCGAAGGUGUAAAAUCACCUGAUGAGAAACAGGAUCCAGCUCAAGUGAACCAGGGUGAACCCAAUCAACAAAUCAAAUGGCUUGAAGAUCAACUGAAGAAUGUUGACCGUGAUGUCACACCAUGGGUCGUCGUAGCUGGACACAGACCGUGGUAUGGUUCAUUAGACGAUUGUGAGGGAUGUGCCGACAUUUUUGACCCUCUUUUUACAAAAUACAAUGUUGAUUUGGUUUUACAUGGUCAUAUUCACCUUUACGAAAGAUUAGCACCAAUAUCUGGUGGUAAAAAGGAUAACAACGGACUUAACAAUCCAAAGGCACCUUGGUAUAUCAUCUCAGGUGCAGCUGGUCAUUAUGACGGAUUGGACGAGAUGCCAGAUGAAAUUAACGAGAAUUCUGAGAAGAUCAUUCAAGGCGAAUUCGGUUAUGAUGAGAUCACUAUUCAUAACCGUACACACCUUACUCAUGCUUUUAUCGCGUCAAAGAACGAUACUUUGUUUGAUGUUCAAACUCUCUACAAGGCUCAUAAAUUUAAUUAAAACACGCUAUAAUAGCUUCAUAUAGAUAUACGGAUUAUUUGGACUUUACUACUUAUUUUUUUUUUCUUUAUUUAGGAUCGAUUAUUUUUGUUACACACUUCG